AUGUGGCUCCUCAAAGUCCUUCUCUUCCUCAUCAUGGUCAAUUUCGGGGCUAUGACCGAAAUACCCAUGUGUGGUUCGCAAUCAUCGUCUUCUCAAACUUCUCACGGCUGUACAAUGACCUACACUCCUUACAUGGCUCCGCAGAUUGGUCCAACCAGCACAGUUUACGGUGCCAUCAUGACCACCUACUUCUAUGUUGUUGACUGCCACUAUUGCACCGUCACCAAUCACGAACAGAAUCCUGCUCCUCAGGGUCCUUUUACAACAAAGACCACAAGCUCUAUGCUCACUGUUACUCGGGUUGAGUGCAUGCCAGAGACGACUGCAAUCACCAGGAGAGCCUACCGUGGUUAUGAAGAGGUGGAACAAGCUCAUACUCGGACUGCCUCGACUAACAAACUUACUGGUGGUGGCUUGACACACCAUCUGCGCCGCUCAAGCUCUGCUGUCACCGGUGCAUUGCUUGAGCUUGCAACAACAAUCAGCAACAAUUCUCCGGAUAUCCGGCUCCUUACGGGCCCUUCUCAGGAGUCACUGACUGAGAUUAUGUCAGCCUUGUUUGCUCUCAAUGUCGCUGACUCUGGUAUGAACCUCACCUCAGCCUGCCAGCAAGUCACAACCACAGAAGUCAGCUACCGCUUAUUGGAGUCUGACUUCAACCCUGAUCAGGUCAAAGGGCUCAUUUGCUGGAUCAGUGCCAAUGGAUACUCCUUUAACAGCACACGGGCCGCCAUCAUUUCAGCCUUACAAGCUGCCAUUUACGGCCUUGAGGUCACUGAUGCAUUCACCAGUAACAGAACCGAGAUCUGUGGCCACCUCGACCUCUUCAACUCCAUAGGAGGCUUCCUGGGCAUCAACACUAAACAAUACCAGGAUAUCGUCUGCGGUGGCAUUUCAUCCGAAACCACAACACCAACUCCGUACCCAAGACCUCAGUCUCUCCCUACUGUCGGCCCGUCAGCUUCCACUGGUAGCCCAUGGGCCUCAGCCAAUAGCUCCUUGACUGGAGGCAAUGCCACCAAAUGGGAAUUAACUUCAACUUCAUGGAACUCCAGUGGCACUGCCUUUGCAACUGGCAACCCCUUGGCCUCCACAGGGGCCCCUUGGGUUUCAGGCAAUGCUACUACAUGGGAAUCACCUUCGUGGAACUUCAGUGUCACUGCCUUUGCAACUGGGAACCCCGUGGCCUCCACAGGGUGUUCUUGGGUCUCGGGCAAUAGCUCUUUCGUCGUCGAGAACGUCACUACCUGGGGACCGCCCAUCUCUUACACGGGAAGUGUUAUGAGCUGGCCUGUCAAUUGGACUGAGCCAAGUGCAACUAUGGGAUCUGUUGUUGCGUCGAGCACCCUCGUGGCUUUGAAUGAAACAGAGUUGAGAGCACGCACACCACCCAGCCCUACUGCAAAGCCAUUCUAUCCUGCAGUAUCUACUCGAACGCGUCACUCGGUCUUCAAGAGAUACUAG
This is a messenger RNA of Exophiala spinifera, 1464 nucleotides long. RefSeq lists its product as uncharacterized. The record is from RefSeq and is a predicted model, not a curated record. The transcript has 3 exons. The coding region runs from base 1 to 1464 and encodes 487 amino acids. Lineage: Eukaryota; Fungi; Ascomycota; Eurotiomycetes; Chaetothyriales; Herpotrichiellaceae.